Grosmannia clavigera kw1407 is the source of this 1938-nucleotide messenger RNA. Its product is annotated as mRNA export factor mex67. Lineage: Eukaryota; Fungi; Ascomycota; Sordariomycetes; Ophiostomatales; Ophiostomataceae. The coding region runs from base 1 to 1938 and encodes 645 amino acids. Gene Ontology annotation, cellular component: nucleus. Gene Ontology annotation, biological process: poly(A)+ mRNA export from nucleus. Gene Ontology annotation, molecular function: protein binding; RNA binding. The transcript is spliced from 3 exons. The record is from RefSeq and is a predicted model, not a curated record.
AUGGCUCCGCCUACCAACACUCGCGGUGGCUCAAAUGCGCGCACCCCAAGAGGCUCUGGGCGGGGAGGCGGACCUCGGAAUAGGGGCAGUGGCGCCAAGGUUGAUCGCAACGGUGACGUGAUCAUGGGCAACAGUCCCGUCGCAAAGGGAGAUGGAAUAAGGAAGAGCAGCAACUCAUCACGAGGCCGUGGUGGAUCGCGCUCAAACGCUACAGCAGAGCAAAAGAUUCGAAGGCAUCUGGGCGUUACCGACGGCGGCAGUCUGGCAAAGCGAGUGUCGGAGCUUCCGCGCAAGAAGUUCAGCAGUCAUGCAAAUCGCAAAGUUUUCAGGAUUGUGGGCUUGGAGCAGAGUAAGGCAGCCUCAAAUGCCGAUCGAGGAGAAAAAGGAAUGCUUGAGUUUUUGGAACGGAAGUCGUCGAAUAUGGGUCGCGGUGUCAAGAUCAUCAAGUCACGGCUCGACAGUGACUUUGUUCUUCAUGUCAUGGUGUCUCAGGAAGAUGCUGAAGAGCUUGCGAAGCUGAACGGUUUCUCAUUCGCCGGCGCAAAGCUUAUCGUCUCCGAGGACCCACAAGGAUGGCCUUCGCAGACGGACGCCAAGCCCAAACUAUCCCAAGAGUCGUUGGAGCGAAAGAGCCAGCUGCAGCAGGUUCUGAGCAACCGGUACGACCCUACGACCAAGCUGCUCAACCUAUCUGCCCUGGGCGAGGAUCCCGUUCUUAUCGGCAUGGGCUACUUGAGCGAGAAAGAUCGUGCGGAAAAGACCUUUAAGGUUCUCAUGGCAAUUUGUGAUGAGACAUUUCCCACAGCAGAAGCAAAGCGAGAGGCAGUUCUCAGCGUGUCACUGGCCAACAACAAUAUCGAUUAUGUCGGACAAGUCUUUGACUUGGCCGAAACAUUUCCGGAACUAAAACAUCUGGACUUGAGCGGCAACCAAUUUAAAUUCUUGAAAAGUCUCAAUAGGUGGAGAGGACGUUUUCGCAACUUGGAGACACUCCUCAUGACAGGGAACCCUGUUGAGAAGGAAGACCCGAACAUGGUAGCAGAGCUCCUACAGUGGUUCCCAAAGCUCAUGAACCUGAGCGGCAUUCAGGUCCGAACCCCGGAGCAGAUCGCUGCUGCCGAAGCUGCAAAGGCUGCAGAAAGACCUACGCCAAUUCCGCAAUUCGGCCCAGACUUCCGUGACAGCAGUGGGAUCGGCGAAGCAUUUCUGACACAGUUUCUUCAACUCUACGACACCGACAGAGCACAGCUUGUGAACACCUUUUAUGACAGCUCCAGCCAGUUCUCUCUUUCUGUCACCACAGCUUCACCACGAGAUCACGGUGACACCCCAGUGCUUCCAUGGGCCGCGUACCUACGGUAUUCUCGGAACCUCACCAAAAUCACAACGAGAAGUGCACGCAUACAGCGGCUGGUCAAGGGUGCUGCCGUGAUCAGGGAACUCUGGAACACACUACCACAAACAAAACACCCAGAUCUGAAAACGGGGCUACAAAAAUACAUUGUCGACUGUCAUCCGCUUCCCGGUAUUUCGGAUCCCUCUGGCCAGAGUCCGGUUGGCGUGGAUGGUCUCCUGAUUUCUGUGCACGGCGAAUUCGACGAGCUCGACUCAGCCACCGGGAAGUCUGGCAAGCGUAGCUUCACACGCACAUUUGUCCUUGGUCCGGCUUUGCCUGGCGCUGCGACUGCGUUCCGCGUUGUCAACGACAUGCUGUCCUUGAGAGCACAUCAAGACAUUCCCGAACAAACCACCAACACGGUAUCGGAACAAGGCCAGAAGCAAGAACUCAUAGCCGAGCUCUCUAAAGUCACCAACAUGAAUCCGCAGUACUCAGAGAUGUGUUUGGCGGAGGCUGGGUGGAAUUUCAGUGCGGCUAUUGCAAAGUUCAAUGAAAGUCAGCCAAACCUUGGCCCUGAAGUCUUCAUGGCUCCUAUGUAG